UGUGAGAAACUGGGAUUAGGGUUUUAGUGCUUCCUUGCCUUAUAAAUGUUCAUUUUCUAAGAACUUAAACCUAGCUUGAGACCAAGAGCUCUGUGAAAGAACAGUCCCAUAGGAGCUGAGCGAUGGUGCACGUUUCCUUCUAUCGCAACUAUGGGAAGACAUUUAAGAAGCCCCGUCGCCCCUAUGAGAAAGAGCGAUUGGAUGCAGAGCUAAAGUUGGUGGGAGAGUAUGGUUUGCGGUGCAAGAGAGAGCUAUGGAGAGUCCAGUAUGCACUGAGCCGAAUUCGUAAUGCUGCUAGAAUGCUUUUGACUCUUGAUGAGAAGAACCCUCGUCGGAUCUUUGAGGGUGAAGCUCUUCUCCGCAGGAUGAACCGUUAUGGUCUAUUGGAUGAGAGUCAGAACAAGCUUGAUUAUGUAUUGGCCUUGACUGUGGAGAACUUCCUUGAGCGCCGUCUGCAAACACUUGUCUUCAAGUCUGGUAUGGCAAAGUCCAUCCACCAUGCCCGUGUGCUUAUCAGGCAGAGGCAUAUCAGGGUUGGAAGGCAGGUGGUGAACAUUCCAUCUUUUAUGGUGAGGGUUGAUUCACAGAAGCACAUUGAUUUCUCCUUGACAAGUCCAUUUGGGGGUGGGCGUCCUGGAAGAGUGAAGAGAAAGAACCAGAGAGCAGCUAGCAAGAAGGCUUCUGGUGGAGAUGGUGAUGAGGAGGACGAGGAGUGAGCUUUGAGUUUAGCACCAUGCUAUUAGAGCCUGUGCUACUUUCUUGGCUAGUUUUAUUGUUACUCUUAAGGGCUAGGCUUGUUUUUUCUUUCCUUUUUUAGAGUUUACAUAUUGCUGCAUAAAUGGUUUGCUUCCUGAAGUUUGAUAUUGGUUUUGUUUUGUUAUGAAUUAUGUAGCUAUGACCUGUGCUGAGGAUUAUUAUAAUUUUUUCCCACCAAGUGACAAUAUUGCUUUCUGCUUA
Manihot esculenta (cassava) is the source of this 957-nucleotide messenger RNA. RefSeq names its product 40S ribosomal protein S9-2. NCBI's taxonomy places the organism in Eukaryota, Viridiplantae, Streptophyta, Magnoliopsida, Malpighiales, Euphorbiaceae. Gene Ontology annotation, biological process: translation; positive regulation of translational fidelity. The record is from RefSeq and is a predicted model, not a curated record. The transcript is spliced from 3 exons. Gene Ontology annotation, cellular component: cytosolic small ribosomal subunit. Gene Ontology annotation, molecular function: rRNA binding; structural constituent of ribosome. The coding region runs from base 123 to 716 and encodes 197 amino acids.